Molecule: messenger RNA, 675 nt
Organism: Protopolystoma xenopodis
Lineage: Eukaryota; Metazoa; Platyhelminthes; Monogenea; Polystomatidea; Polystomatidae
Source: the annotation of a GenBank genome assembly
AUGCUUACGCAUGCUCGAAUAGGUGGCGUGCGAUACUCCUCCGGCCCCUCAUUCCGGCACCGACCAGCCUCUCUGGGCUUCUCGAUGAGUCAGGCCUUCUUAGGCCGACUCUCGACACUUGGUUCCAGCUUUCACUUUGGCAAUCGUAAUUCUGCUACUGGUAGUACUGGAAUACUUCGAAAUGGUGCUAUCUCAACUAGUCUUCUUGACACGGCCUUCAUGCCCACUCCGGAACUCGGACUUAACAUUGUCCCGGUUGAUACCCAAGUUGAUCAGAAUGGCGAAAUUCCAAUGCGAGCAGCCUUGCCAUCUGCAGUUUUGUCCAACCAGAUGUCUAAAGAUUACUUGGAGGCAAAUGGGGAGUCUUAUCCCAGGACGGGUCAGACUACCUUAAGUGGAAAUGAUUUGGGAGUAUUUGGAUCUGUUACUGGGCCAACUGGAACAGGUGCAGCCAAUGUAGUAACUUUCCGAGACGAGUGCGAGGCUAGCCUGGAGGCCAGGCGAUUGGCUAGUUACCCAGCUGGACAUCGACGCGACGAUAAUCUACCUUUACCGAUUGAACGUCUUGACUGGCCUGCCCCUGCCAGCUCGGGCGUAGUUCUUGCUGAGAUCAGUGAGUGGAGAUUAUUUAUUGACUCUCUUUUAAAAUAUAUAUAUUUAACUCUAUUAUAUUAG